AUGAAAAACCUCUCGUUUCUCCUCCUCUUCCUCCUCUUCCCUGUCCCGGGGUUGCUGGACUCUGGCAGGUCACUGUGUUCCAUGGAUAAAGCCAUUGACAAGAAGAUCAAGCAAAGCUUCAGCUCCCUAUGGUCAGAAGCAGUAAUAAGCAGUGGCAUCCAAUGCCGGACAGUCUCUUCCAGAGGGGACUUGGCCUCCUGCCCAGAAGGCUUAGCAGUCACCAGCUGCUCCUGUGGCUCUGCCUGUGGCUCGUGGGAUGUUCGAGAGGAAACAACGUGUCACUGCCAGUGUGCAGGCAUAGAUUGGACGGCAGCCCGUUGCUGUGCCCUGAGGGUUGGUGCCUGA
Messenger RNA from Arvicola amphibius (Eurasian water vole), 345 nucleotides. RefSeq names its product resistin (gene Retn). NCBI's taxonomy places the organism in Eukaryota, Metazoa, Chordata, Mammalia, Rodentia, Cricetidae. Bases 1 to 345 code for a protein of 114 amino acids. The record is from RefSeq and is a predicted model, not a curated record. Gene Ontology annotation, cellular component: extracellular region. Gene Ontology annotation, molecular function: hormone activity. The transcript has 3 exons.